AGUGGUACGUGCGUAUCCGGUCCGUGUCUGAGAGCUAGUCAGUCGGUAGGCGUGGUUGGUGUCACGUCUGUUUGUGUUUCACUGUUGAGCGAACCAUUCUGAUCUUUUACACCGUACAAACGUGCUGCCACGGGGCCCACGAGUGUUCCACCAUGGCCCAAGCUAUUCAACGUCUCCACUGGACCUGUCUGUGCCUUGUUUUCGGUAUAGCACUACACGAAGGUGUCCUGGCAGCUGUAACGGACCCAAACAUCGGUCCUUUAAUCACCGAUUCCCAGGAUGGGAACGUGUUAGAGUUGACGUGCACAGCAGACAAACUGAGCGACCCGGCGGCGAACAUCGCCUGGCAUCGGGAUGGACCGAACGGGGAUCUGGUAAAUUAUGCCUUCUCCCCUGAUGGAGAUGCAGCUACAGGGACUCUGAAGCUCACGGCUACCACGAGUUUCAAUGUGUCAGGGCCAGGAGCAGUGGACAAGGCCACAACCUAUGCUUGUAACGUAACACGAGCGGCAGGAAACUUGUGGCAGGCUGUCGUUACAGGGGACCCUACACCCAGAGCGCUGCGUUUGGAGCCUUCCCGUGACCAGCUGUACUAUGGAGACACUCUCAUACUGGCCUGUCCUAACUAUGGUUCACAGCCAGACCCAGAUACACUGCCUGCUGACCCACUCACUGUACCUUCACCACAGGUGGAAUGGCAGUUGAACUACGAUUUCUCAAAUCCUUGGAAUGGCUCCCUACCAGCAGGGGCAAGUGUAGAGGCCGGCCAGCUCAUCAUUACAAACUUGGGAGAUAGUCAUGUUGGAAGUUAUACCUGCCAGUCCACUAACGUUUACAGUAGUAAGUAUGCAUCGUUCCCUGUUGGCGGCUUGAUGGUGGCUCCGACAACUACAGCUGCCCCAACCACCCCAAGUUCAGGAGUUGCCGUUAAUAAUACAGGUGCUAUAGUAGGAGGGGUGAUUGGGGGAAUCAUCGCAGCCAUCAUACUAGGUGCAUUGGCAUACUUUGGGUACCAACAUUUCAACAAAUCACAGGGAGAGUCUACAAAAUACACUGCGGCUGCCUCAGACCCAGUGUAAAAGAGUGAAGAGAUCUGAUGAGCUAAUAAUAACAAGCCUUAAGAUUUUAUAUUGCAAUGCCUUACUUUAAAACGUUGUCUAUGCAGUAUGCACGUAAAAUAUCUGGCUUGUAGGAGCAAAAUGUAAAACUGUUAUAGAAGUCAAAGUGUUGGUAGAAGUCACUCUGAAUAAGGUGUUUGAAAUUAUAGUUUAACUUUAUUCAGAAUGUUUUAUAAGUUGACUAACUAGGGAGCUAAUGUGUAGUGUAAAAUGUCACAUUUUGUGGACUUCAGCUUUGGAACUGAGUAAAUUUUUUGUUGUUGUGAUAUACUUAUGCAAACCCUUUGAGUCCAGCGUUUGAUGAAAAAUAUUUUGUUGAUUUUUUUUGGCGUUAAAAGUGCCAUUAAUAAAUCUGGAUAAAGAAGCAUGUUUUGGUUAUAAAGACAAGCAGAGUAAGAAAAAUAUUUCGUUUUUUUAUUAACAGUUUGCAUGAUACUAGGCUUAUGAAAACCAUGACAACUGAACAUUUUUGCUCAGGUCAGACCAUCUUAAAAACUUUAUUCGCUGAAUUGUAAAAGUAAGUGGAGUGAAAGCCAGACAAAAAGAGAAAAACUUAAAGUGAUAAUAGUGACUAUACUGUCAUUCUUACAAGUGCAUUGUAAAUUGAUUGUAAACGUAAUUGUUACGAGAGAUUUUUAAAGAUAUGGUAAGGCUUACAAGAAUACUAAGAAAUAAAUCCAAUAGUCGUGGAAUGAAAUAAAAUUAUUUGAUCAUUGCCAAGCUUGGUUUAGUGUUGUGUAGACUGCUAACUUUCAGUAGCAGAAAUGUGUGAUGUAGACUGUAUGUUUACUUUUUUUAGCAAUAAUGCCAUGUUGAUUUUGGAUCAUAUGGAUGAUAUCCUCCCAUAACCCUGAUGCGUGUGAAGAAAAAAGUUUGACCACCCAAAAAAGCGAAUAAGGUCCUUUCGUUAUGAAAGUAAGUACUAUUAACAGUAUGGUGGAAAACGUUUAAUUUUUUUUCUUUUGGGGGGGGGGGGGGGUAUUGGUGCGCAUGCAUAUAAUCAUCCAUAUAAUCAUAUCAACAUGGCCAGUUUGAAGAGUCCAUUUUCACUGUAAUGCGUUGUGGGGAAAUAUGUUAAACUUCAAAGCAUCACGUUGACAUGUAACCCACAAUGGAUUACACUGCACAUGUGCAUUGCCAACCAUAACUAAGCUUUUACUACCAUAUAAUGGUAAAGUUGCAAUCCGUAUGAUAAUAUACAAAUAGCUGCACAGCUUACAAACUGAGGACAUUUUCAAUAUGUUUGAGUGUUACAAGUGUGAAAUUUGAAUAUUCGAUGGAUAAAACACAAAUGUCUUAGUCAUAGCAAUCUGGCUAGAAGUGCCUGUAUUCUAAUGUUUGCUUCUUUCAAAGUAAAAUUGAUAAAACACA
Branchiostoma floridae (Florida lancelet) is the source of this 2489-nucleotide messenger RNA. Its product is annotated as nectin-4-like. The coding region runs from base 153 to 1079 and encodes 308 amino acids. Lineage: Eukaryota; Metazoa; Chordata; Leptocardii; Amphioxiformes; Branchiostomatidae. The transcript has 8 exons. The record is from RefSeq and is a predicted model, not a curated record.